GGGGCGGCGGCGGCGGCGGCGGCGGCGCGCGGGGCGGCGGCGUCGCGGCGCUGACAUGGGGUGGCGGGCGCGCCGCUCGCUGUUGGCGGCGCCCGCGGGCCUGCUGCUGCUUCUGGGCCUGCUGUGGCCGAGGGGAGCACGCGGCGGCUACCACGAAAAGCGGCUGCUGCACCACCUGCUGGAUCACUACAACGUGCUAGAGCGGCCCGUGGUCAACGAGAGCGACCCGCUGCAGCUCUCUUUCGGCCUCACGCUCAUGCAGAUCAUUGACGUGGACGAGAAGAACCAGCUAUUAAUAACAAACAUCUGGCUUAAACUAGAAUGGAAUGAUAUGAACCUGAGGUGGAACACUUCGGAUUUCGGCGGAGUCAAAGAUUUACGAGUACCGCCUCACAGGCUAUGGAAACCGGAUGUCCUUAUGUACAACAGCGCGGAUGAAGGAUUCGACAGCACAUAUCCAACGAACGUGGUGGUACGAAACAACGGCUCAUGUUUGUAUGUACCACCAGGCAUUUUCAAAAGCACUUGCAAGAUUGACAUCACCUGGUUCCCUUUUGACGACCAGCGGUGCGAAAUGAAGUUUGGCAGUUGGACUUAUGACGGAUAUCAAUUGGACCUUCAAUUACAAGAUGAGGCAGGUGGAGAUAUAAGUAGUUUUGUUACAAAUGGCGAAUGGGAACUCAUAGGUGUACCAGGCAAACGCAACGAAAUAUACUAUAAUUGCUGCCCGGAGCCAUAUAUUGAUAUCACAUUCGCAGUGGUAAUCCGACGGAAAACACUCUACUAUUUCUUCAAUCUGAUUGUGCCAUGUGUCCUCAUUGCGUCUAUGGCGCUACUGGGUUUUACAUUACCACCAGACUCCGGCGAAAAAUUAUCUUUAGGUGUUACAAUUUUACUGUCACUGACGGUGUUCCUGAACAUGGUAGCUGAGACCAUGCCGGCGACCUCUGAUGCGGUCCCGUUACUGGGCACGUAUUUUAAUUGCAUCAUGUUUAUGGUGGCAUCUUCUGUCGUCUCUACUAUACUUAUCCUCAACUACCACCACCGGCAUGCAGAUACACAUGAAAUGAGCGACUGGAUUCGCUGUGUAUUCCUGUAUUGGCUGCCAUGGAUCCUACGCAUGUCGCGGCCGGGCUCGGCGGCGACGCCGCCCCCGGCGCGGGCGCCGCCGCCACCCGACCUGGAGCUGCGCGAGCGCUCCUCCAAGUCGCUGCUGGCCAACGUGCUCGACAUCGACGACGACUUCCGGCACGCGCACGCGCAGCAGCCGCCCUGCUGCCGAUACUACAGGUCCCUCGACGAUCUACACGAACACUACUCGCCGGGGGGCGAAGAAAACGGCGCAGGGUUGGCUGCGCACAGCUGUUUCGGUGUCGACUACGAGCUCUCGCUCAUACUCAAAGAGCUUCGAGUCAUCACAGAUCAGAUGCGCAAAGAUGACGAAGAUGCGGACAUUUCGCGCGACUGGAAGUUUGCCGCCAUGGUCGUGGACAGACUGUGCCUUAUUAUCUUUACCCUGUUCACAAUCAUCGCCACGCUAGCCGUGCUGCUGUCCGCGCCACACAUCAUGGUGUCGUAGCGACCCGCCCGCCUGCGGCUGCGCAUGCGUAACGUUCUGUGAUACCGCGAAUACUUGUUAAGUUGUGAUGUGCGAAACGGCGCGGGCGCUGACGCCGCGGUGCCGAAGUUGCCGCCGCCUGCCUCGACGCCCGCGCCCCCUGUAGAUAUAAGUUACCGCUGACUGCCAUCCCCUGCGCUCAAACGAACCUCUACUACUACUACCUUCCUGAAUUCUCUAUUAUCGUCUGACCUAUCCCACUCAAAUUGAGGUACUCCUUUCCAAAAUAUUACAAGUGGUCGUCGUUGAACCUAAGAAAAUCAAGGUAAAUAUCAGAGAUACGUAAGGACUAGCAAGUCAGUAAAUGCUUGUUAAUAAAAUGAGUGGUUUUCAGUUGGCACUGUAAUCAGUUGAAUUCGUGUCCAGCGUCUACUGUGUAACGGUUUGACGAGGAGCCGACAUUCCGGAAAUGCUUUAAAAGGUCAUACCUAUAUUAGAGUAGUCGCCGAGAGGUCUUCAUCCAUGACUGCGGCAGAAACUGAAAAUUUUAGCACAAAAACGUCUUCCUUCAUACCAUUGAACGACCUGAUCGCAUUUAAAAUUUAAACUUUGUUAAAACUUUCUUGAUUCUUAAAAUCUAUUGUACAGUUUAGGGUUUGGGCGGUAAUGCAAAGGCCCUUUGUUUCCUUCUUAUUCGAUUCCGUGAAUCGUGGUUAUGAUCCCUAACUUUAUUUUCGGAUGUAUUGUGUCAGUAGCUAGUAUAGAACUUUACAAACAAUGUUGAUUCAAUUGGUACAGGUUGUGAUAUGCCUCGUUGUGAACGGGUCGAUAUUGUUAUAAAUGGUAAAAUAUCCAUGGCUAUAUAGCUUAAUAAAACGUUCGUUAAAAGUUGUAGUUAAACAAAGUAUUAUUUUAAUAAAGUCAUACCUGAAUCUUUCGGAACGACUUAUACAAAAUAAUUAAAUAAAUUACAUAAUAUUCACGUUUAUACUUCUUUCCAUACAGUUACAGUUAUUAAUAUGCUGAGAUAAUAUUAGCUUUAAUGCAAAUUUUCUUCGUAUCAAAGUCUUGAUUGUGGUUAAAAUCAUACUUUCAGGUAAACAUUUAAGAUUUAAUUCACACAUUUCUUCACAAUCUUCCCAAUAAUUAGAUAUAUUUUUAUUUUAUCGUCUUAUUAAUGUGAAUACAAAUAUAAUGCUGAAAGUACAGGUAUGAAUGUUGUUGACAAUUGUAUGUUAACGAGUACGUGUACUGCCAUCUCAAACAGCUAUCACUCAUUUGUGAUUAGGUUGGAUCAGACCUGUUACACAUAAAGAAAAAUCCUAAUCAUUGUCUAAUUAUAGGUCCGUAUAAAACUAUAUUAUUUUUAGAAAACAUUGUCAACCUCUUAAGAGGAAAACGUCGAAUCGAUAGAGCGAUUGCGUUGAUACUCAAACGUUAACAGUAUCCACGCAAGGCUCCUACUAUGUUUUCCUCAUCUGAGGUACAUUACCAAUAAUUGUAGACGGUCCUUUGGAAGUUGCGGAGCGACUAUGAUUAUGACCCAAUGUUUUCAGUCACCCUAUUUAUUUAUUGUUGUUUAAUCUGUCUCAUCAACCACUCGAUAACGGUUGUACGACGACUCAUGACCCGGGCAAAGGACGUCGCGUACCGGGCGAACGUACACUGCUGCAUUUUGUACCGCAUCUUACGUAAGGUUUACACUUCGGUGCGCCACGUCCUUUCGUCAGCAUUGGGACGACCUGCUGUCUCCAAGAUUUGUUCAAUUGUUAGGGUUAAUACUCUGAAUUGCAUUUUGUUUAUUAAAUAUAAACGAAG
Molecule: messenger RNA, 3376 nt
Organism: Galleria mellonella (greater wax moth)
Lineage: Eukaryota; Metazoa; Arthropoda; Insecta; Lepidoptera; Pyralidae
Gene: nAChRalpha7
Product: neuronal acetylcholine receptor subunit alpha-7
Exons: 11
Coding region: 56-1579 (507 amino acids)
Biological process (GO): signal transduction; chemical synaptic transmission; monoatomic ion transmembrane transport
Cellular component (GO): postsynaptic membrane; neuron projection; synapse
Molecular function (GO): acetylcholine-gated monoatomic cation-selective channel activity; transmembrane signaling receptor activity
Source: RefSeq, a predicted model, not a curated record